Maniola jurtina (meadow brown) is the source of this 1482-nucleotide messenger RNA. It is a transcript of the gene 3HCD, whose product is annotated as hydroxyacyl-coenzyme A dehydrogenase, mitochondrial-like. The record is from RefSeq and is a predicted model, not a curated record. Gene Ontology annotation, cellular component: mitochondrion. Bases 236 to 1168 code for a protein of 310 amino acids. The transcript has 5 exons. Gene Ontology annotation, biological process: fatty acid beta-oxidation. Lineage: Eukaryota; Metazoa; Arthropoda; Insecta; Lepidoptera; Nymphalidae. Gene Ontology annotation, molecular function: (3S)-3-hydroxyacyl-CoA dehydrogenase (NAD+) activity; NAD+ binding.
AGUUCCAUUUCAAGGCUCAAGCAACCGCGCGCUGGUUGUCCGAUGUUGUGCUGGUCUGGUAGCCACGCAGCACGCUGGUAGCAUAACUAUUUGUCUAUGAAUUUAUAUCUCUCAUUUUACAAAAAUACAAAUUGAACUUUGGAAUUCCUUUUUCAAUUUUUUAUCAAUAACUUAGCACUACCGGUACUUUUUAACAGAGUCUGAAAUUUACUAACUAUAAGUAAUUAACGUAACAAUGAAUCAAUUUAGAAUUUUAGCAAGGAACUUUUCAAGUUCAUCAGCCUUACAAAACACAGUGAAGAAUGUUACAGUCAUUGGAGGAGGUUUGAUGGGAUCAGGGAUUGCUCAGGUAGCAGCACAAGCAGGUCAAAAUGUGACACUAGUUGAUGUCAGUUCAGAAGUCCUGGCUAAAGCCCAGAAGUCAAUCGGCAACAACCUAAGCCGAGUGGCUAAGAAGGUGUACAAGGACAAGCCUGCGGAGGGAGAGAAGUUUGUGUCAGAAUCCAUGGCGAGGAUUAAGACUGCCACCGACCCUGUCAAAGCGGCUGCUGCUGCUGACCUAGUGGUGGAAGCUAUUGUGGAGAACAUAGGUGUCAAACACCAACUGUUCCAGAAACUUGAUGAGGCUGCCCCAGCUCAUACUAUAUUGGCAUCAAACACUUCAUCUCUUUCCAUAAAUGACAUUGCUUCAGUGGUGAAGAGGAAGGACAAGUUUGGUGGCCUGCACUUCUUCAACCCAGUACCAGUGAUGCGUCUUUUAGAAGUUGUCCGUGGUGCUGAAACAUCCGACGCUACAUAUAAAACCAUGAUGGAGUGGGGCAAGAGUGUGGGCAAGACUUGCAUCACUUGCAAGGACACGCCUGGCUUUGUGGUCAAUAGACUACUUGUACCAUACAUUGCUGAGGCUGUGAGACUGUUUGAGAGAGGCGAUGCGUCUGCCCGUGACAUCGAUAUUGCAAUGAAAUUGGGAGCUGGAUACCCCAUGGGUCCUUUGGAACUGGCUGACUAUGUUGGUUUGGACACCACAAAAUUCAUCCUAGAUGGAUGGCAUAAGAAAUUUCCACAGGAAACACUUUUCAAGCCUAUUCCCAUGGUUGAUAAAUUGGUAGCCGAAGGAAAACUGGGAGUCAAGACUGGUGAAGGAUUUUACAAAUAUGAGAAGAAAUAAGGCUGCUUUUAAUCACAUGGUUUCAGUCAUAUAGUUGGAAACUUUUCAUUGUGAUUUGUGGGUGAUUGCCACCGCCAUCUUUGAAUUUUUAAAAGAAACUGUAGACAUUUAGCAAAAUUGUGGGAUACAUGAUACAUCCCGCUUAUUGCCCAACUUUAUGACUGAUGAAAUUGUUUUGAUUAUACUAUUAUUCAUAAGAUAUUAUUUGUGAAUUAUGGAAUUUAUACUGGUUGCUGUUAGAAAUUAUUGGUAUUUGUAUUGUAUAAGUUUAAAUCUAUUUUCUUAUACUCAUAUUAAAGUAUUUAUAUUUUUAA